CCAGUGUAUCUCUCCUUCCUCGUCUUUUUGCACUGAACCUCUCCGGUCGUUCUGGAAUAUUCUGCUGCUCAACUGAGCAACGAGAACUGCUGGACUGUGUGUGCGGGACAUUUGGAAAUUGCACAGGAAAUUGUCUUUCUGUUCCGCGAACAUUGUGUGUGUCUGCCGGUGGAGGUAAGAGGUGUGUGAGGUGGAGGAGCACACGCUUGUCUUCACCGAGGGAAGGAUGGUUUUGCCGGUUGGUCUUUUGGUUGUUCUUAGAGUUCGUGUCUCCCGGGCAACCGUGGCCACCCUCUUCGCGCCAUGAGCAGAGCCGGCCGCGUCUCCUGCUCCAUGCUCAACUGCUUCGGUGAGGAGGGACCUCCUAGUCUGGAAUAUAUCCAGGCCAGGGACCUGUUUCCCCAGAAAGACCUUGUCAAGGAAGACGACACCCUACAGGUCCCGUUCCCUGUCUUGCAGGGCGAGUGGGUCGAGUUCCUUGGUCGUGCGGAUGAUGGCAUCAUCGCAAUAUCAAACUACAGACUUCACAUUAAGUUCAAAGACUCCAUCAUCAAUGUUCCUCUGAGGCUGAUUGAGAACGUGGAGAGCAGAGAGAUGUUCCAACUACACAUCAUCUGCAAAGACUCGAAAGUAGUGAGGUGUCAUUUCUCGACAUUUAAGAAGUGUGAUGAGUGGCUGAAGAGACUGAACAGGGCUAUAGCACAUCCCGCCCGUCUGGAGGAUCUGUUCGCGCUGGCGUAUCACGCUUGGUGUUUGGGAGGCAACACUGAUGACGAAGACCAGCACCUGCACAUGUGCAGACCAGGUGAUCAUGUGAGACACAGAUUGGAGAUGGAGAUAAAGCGGAUGGGCUUUGAUAUGCAGAACGCCUGGAGAGUGUCGGAUAUCAAUGCCAACUACAAGUUGUGUUCGAGUUAUCCUCAGAAACUGCUGGUGCCUGUUUGGAUCACAGAUAAAGAGCUGGAGAGCGUGGGUUCCUUCAGGUCCUGGAAGAGAAUCCCUGUGGCGGUGUACAGGCACCAGCGCAAUGGGGUGGUGAUCGCUCGCUGCAGUCAGCCCGAAAUCAGCUGGUGGGGUUGGAGAAACACUGAAGACGAGUAUUUGGUUACGUCUAUAGCGAAGGCCUGUCAGCUGGACCCCGGCCCAAGGGCCUGUAGAACCAGAGGAGACGGGCAAGAUUCUGACAGUGACUUUGACUCGUCUCUUACGGCUUGUCCCGGUUCUGACACCAGCGCUGUGGCUCAGAAGCUUUUGAUUCUUGAUGCCCGCUCUUACACUGCUGCCGUGGCAAACCGUGCAAAGGGAGGAGGCUGUGAGUGUGAAGAGUACUAUCCUAACUGUGAGGUGAUGUUCAUGGGCAUGGCCAACAUUCACUCUAUCAGAAACAGUUUUCAGUCACUCAGAGCCGUUUGCAGUCAGAUCCCAGACCCUGGAAAUUGGCUGUCUGCUUUGGAAAGCACCCGUUGGCUGCAGCACCUGUCCGUCAUGCUGAAAGCAGCCACUCUGGUUUGUUCUGCGGUUGAGAGGGAGGGACGACCGGUGCUGGUUCACUGCUCUGACGGCUGGGAUCGAACUCCACAGAUCGUGGCCCUGGCAAAGAUCCUCCUGGAUCCUUUCUACAGAACCAUAGAGGGUUUUCAGGUACUGGUGGAGACGGAGUGGCUGGAUUACGGUCAUAAGUUUGCGGAUCGCUGUGGUCAUCAGGAGAAGGGCGAUGAUGUUAGUGAGCAGUGUCCUGUGUUCCUCCAAUGGCUGGACUGUGUGCAUCAGCUGUUAAAACAGUUUCCCUGUCUGUUCGAAUUUAACGAGGCCUUUCUGGUGAAGCUGGUUCAGCACACUUACUCGUGUCUCUACGGUACCUUCCUGUGCAAUAACGCAAAAGAGCGAGAUGCCCGUAACGUUUAUAAACGCACAUGCUCUGUCUGGUCUCUCCUGCGCACUGGAAACAAGAACUUCCAGAACUUUCUCUACAUCCCCUGCCAUGAUAUGGUUCUGCAGCCGGUGUGUCACACGCGGGCUCUGCAGUUGUGGACGGCCGUUUAUCUGCCGACUUCAUCUCCGUGUACAGCAGCCGAAGAUGCCAUGGAGAUCUACCUGAGCCCCUCUGCACAGGGUGAGGAGUUCACCUCCCGAUCUCUGGACAGGGUCCCCAAGACGCGCUCGAUGGACAACUUGGUGUCUGCUUGUGAGAACGUGACGCUCACCCGCACCUCAAGUGACCCCAACCUCAACAAGCACUGCCAGGAGGGACGCACGACGCACGAAACCAGCCAGCCCAUGUCCAUUCAGAGAACCCCAGAAGACACACCAGUCGUUGGAUUGCUAAGUGACGACCAGGAGUUGGAAAUCAGUCCUUUGGCUUCUCAUGAGGUUCAGGAAGACGACGUGAGGGCGGAGCCUUGUCUGACGACCCAGCCCCUGCCAUCUGUGCCCCACCCUUUAACUUUAGAUCAGGCUCCUCCCCUUCCUAUUUUAAAUCAAGCUCUGCCUCAAAUCUCAUCCUCUCCACCCUCACCUUUACAACAGGAAGUGCAAGCUAGGCCUGAUGAUGUAACUUCCUGUGUGGCCACCACUCCAAAUCCACCUCCUGUCUGUAACGGUUUUGCACACUUAGAGAACGCUGGUCAUUUCCAAAACUCAGAGAUCGAGUUUUUUAAGCGAUUUACUCCUCUCGCGCCAAUGGACGCUUCCGUGGAAACCCUGACGGAGGACAGCCUCGUCCCUCCAGUUUUAAAAGCCAUUUCAGAGGAGACAAAAAGAACUGAGGCUGUACAAAUCGGCGAACUCAUUCCUGUAAAAGAACGGCCCGUCCCGCCGCCCACCGAAUAUGCCAAAGCGGCACGCAGGUUGAUCUCCCAGAGCCAGCUGACCGAUCUGUCACUACUGGGUUCUCAAUGGGACAGCAUGCAGGGUCUCGUUCAGUCGGCAUGCGGAGGUGCCAUCCAGCACGGGAGCUAUCACGGACGGCGCUUGGCAAACAAGCUCCUCCGGGCUCAGGGCGGGAGCUCCAACGGCGGGCCGUGUUGCCGCCGGGACCCUUUGUGCACUCCUGGAAGUCCAGUCCAGUCUGGCUGGUUCUCAGCUGUGAAAAACACAAGCUACGCCGCUCUUUGUUCGUCGGCCACCUCUUCGCUGGCAAUCGGACCAUCUUUCCGACAACUUCUGCCGUCGCAUUGUUCCCCCUCGGGUGGAUCUCCGGCUCUGAUGCCAGCGUACCUGGAUGACGACGGUUUGCCGGUCGCCGUGGAUGCAGUGCAGCAACGUCUGCGUCAGAUUGAAGCAAGUUAUAAACAUGAGGUGGAAAUUUUGAGACGGCAGGUUAAACAGCUUCAGUUGAAACUGGAGAGCAAACAGUACUGCUCACCGCCCUCCGAACCGGAUGUCGACUAUGAAGAUGACAUCACGUGCCUGAGGGAGUCAGACGGCAGCGAUGAAGAAGACUCGCUGUCCAAUCACAGUGAAGAUCGCUUCAGCGAGGGCAGCUGGGACCGUGUGGAGAGGAAGGACACUGAGACUCACCUGCUCAUUUUUCCUGAUUCUCAGGUGACCAGAUGGGUUCCCGAUCACAUGGCUUCACACUGUUAUAAUUGUGACUGUGAGUUCUGGAUCGCCAAAAGACGGCAUCACUGCAGGAACUGCGGAAAUGUGUUUUGUAAAGACUGCUGUCAUCUGCGGCUGCCCAUUCCAGAUCAGCAGCUGUAUGACCCGGUUCUGGUGUGCAACACUUGUUACGACCUUCUCCUGGAGUCACGUACGCGAGAGUUGUGCUCGCAGCAGCUCAAGAAACCCAUCGCCACAGCCUCCAGCUGAGACAGCCAAUCAGCGAUCACCGAGCGGGCCGCCGAGGUCCCCCGCAGAGGUGUCUGUACAGAUGCCCGUUAUUUAGCGGAAGAGUCGCUCUCUGCGUGUAGAGAGACUGGAGGAGAGGACGGUCAACCACAGCUGAGACUGAUCUACGGAUGGAGUCCACACACACUGGAGGAAGAGUGUGGUUAGUGAUGAAGAGUGUUUUUAAUCGAAAGCCUCUUUGAUCGAGGACUGCUGUGAACCCGUGCACCAGUUGGACCUUUAGGUUCAGAUGCCCAGCGGGACGUUUCUUCAUCUCAGAAUUAUCACCCACCUUCUCCUUUGAACCCUACACGUCACUGAAAAAAACACAUACGCUAAUAAAAGAACAAUCACCUCCCUCAGAGCGAGUGACUCCAAUCCCUCUGCGUGUCUAUCGAGAGGCUCUCUAUUUAAACGGAAGAAGCUGCUACAGUAUUUAAAAAUGGAAAUAAUUCUUCUUUUCUAUUCUUAUGAUUUUGUGCACUAAAGAGGGUGAUUCAGACCAAAAUGGAGAAAGCGCAGUUGUUUACGUGCCGUUGUCUGUUGAUACGUGGCUGUACGAAGCUUGAAUGUAAGUUGUGUCGUUCAGGAGAGUUAUAGGGGCGGUGUUACUGAAAAGAUUUAAGCUGCCAGUUUGCAUUGAUUUGAUUGCAAUUUUGUGUCGUCUGUUGUUAAUGGGUUCAAACACAGAACAUUUCUAAAGUUUGUCUUUUUCUGAGCGCCUAUAGUGGCGCUUCAGAUCUGCUCUUUGGCUUAAAUGUAAUUUUUUCUUUUGUGAUGCAAAAUACAAAAAAAAGUUAAAUCUUCAAAUGCCAAACCAAAUCCAACAUCACAUGAAUUAUAUGAGGGAGUAAAAUCAUUAAAUAUAUAAUUUGUUUAGACCUCAUGCUCCUCUGGUUGGUUGUGCCAUGUAUUCUGAUGUGCAACUUUAACAGGAAACAACUGAACAUUUAUGCACCGUUAAUGUGUCUGUUGUGUAAGUGAAGAGAAAACUAUAGCUAUGUUACACUCUGUCUGGUAUUUCAGAAACGUAAUAGUGUACUAUAACUAGUUACUUUUUAUGACGUUAUUUGAGCAACGAUUUUACUUUACAAUAACUAACUGGACAGAUGGAAAUACAUGAAUAAUUGGAAACUGGUGGCAUUUGAAUGCUUUUGUGUUUGAGGGCUUCACUGGUUAGUCUUGUGAAUAUUCCACAACAGCAUUACAUGUUCAGAAUACAUAAGUGCUAUCAUUUAUUUUCAUGUUGUCUCCCUUUUCUUUCCCUAAAAUGAGUGUAAUGUUAAAUCGUAACUUCAAAAACAGUGCCAUCUGUUUUUCCUCCUUUUUAACGGAUUAUCUGUUUUACUUUUUUGUAACUACUUAACAGGUUCAAUGGUACAAUAGCUAGAUGCUUAAAAAUGAAGAAUUGAUUUGUUGAGAUGCGACAUGACUUUAGAAACACUGCUAACUAGAGAACCGCUUUGGUUCUGCAUUUCCUGAUGAUCAAUUUUUUUCUUUUUCAUGGUGUUGAUGAAGAAAACAUAUUGAUUUAAAUCUUUGAAAAGGAACCCAGAAAUGUGAUGUAUAGUUAUUUGGUCUUUAAUAGUGGCUUAAAUUUGUCACUUAGUGAAUAGUUGUUGUAAAGAAAUGCACUGUACAAGUUCAAUCCCGCGAGUGAAAUUAAAACAUAUAUGUCUUUAUCAGCCAUCUGUGUCCGGUUGUUAAUAUACAUCCAAAAUAAAGUCGAAAUGUUACGAGAAUAAAGUCGAAAUAAAAUAAAUACUUUUACCACUGA
This is a messenger RNA of Triplophysa dalaica, 5605 nucleotides long. It is a transcript of the gene mtmr4, whose product is annotated as myotubularin related protein 4. Gene Ontology annotation, biological process: dephosphorylation; regulation of autophagy. The record is from RefSeq and is a predicted model, not a curated record. Lineage: Eukaryota; Metazoa; Chordata; Actinopteri; Cypriniformes; Nemacheilidae. The transcript has 18 exons. Bases 304 to 3810 code for a protein of 1168 amino acids. Gene Ontology annotation, molecular function: metal ion binding; protein phosphatase binding; phosphatidylinositol-3,5-bisphosphate 3-phosphatase activity.